This is a messenger RNA of Lutzomyia longipalpis, 3295 nucleotides long. RefSeq names its product relaxin receptor 2 (gene Lgr4). Gene Ontology annotation, cellular component: membrane. The transcript has 19 exons. Gene Ontology annotation, biological process: G protein-coupled receptor signaling pathway. NCBI's taxonomy places the organism in Eukaryota, Metazoa, Arthropoda, Insecta, Diptera, Psychodidae. The record is from RefSeq and is a predicted model, not a curated record. Gene Ontology annotation, molecular function: protein binding; G protein-coupled receptor activity. Bases 739 to 3069 code for a protein of 776 amino acids.
GUUGUUUGUGCGGUUUCUGGCGGCAAAGUCUCUGAUGAAUCGUCUCUUCUCUCAGUUGACUCGAUGCCGCUUCCCAAGGUAGACGUACGAGAUAUUUGGGAUUUUUUUUGUGAACAAGCAUCAAAUAAUUCACACUCUCUGUGAAGUUUUGGAAAAAAAAAUUCAAUAAAUUUCUCUUCGAUUGAAUUGUGAAUGCCAAGAUCAAAGUUAUUCCCCAAAAAAAAUGUAACCAUCUGGGGAUGCUGAAAGGAUUUCAGUGCAGGGAAUUGGAUUAAAAAAUAAACUUUUCUGUGACUUCCUCUAAUGACAUCCGUGAAUGAUUCCGGCUAUUAGUGAGUGACAAAAUAUAUUUUUGGGAAUUGUAUUAGAAGGUGAAUUGUGUAUGAGGAGAAAGAGUAGGUUAGAGUGUGAUACGUUUAAGAGAUGUCGUAAAUUGAACUUGUAAGUUUCAUGGAAAUUGCCUCAUUGCGCGCUAUAUGUAUUUAAAGCACAAUGGAUCCCUUCUAUGAGAACAACAUAGCGCAUAAAUUAAUCAAACGAGGAAAUGCAUUUUAAUUACUUCUUAAAACAAAAAGCUUAAAGUUGCCAAAGUGAUUUUGUUUUGUGAAAGAAUUAAAUUCAACGAAUCUUAACAGAGGAGAUAAUUGUGGAGAAUGCGACAAAGAUAGUGAAAAGUGCUAUUUGACGAGGAAAAAUUCUUUUAAAGCAAAAAAUCACCAUUCUUGGAAUACUUUCACCAUGAGGAUUCUGUCUAUGCUGAUAAUCAUCAUUUGCCGAAUUGUUUUCGUUUCGGCAUCCUCAAUGCUACCCUCAAUGUCCAUUUCUGGAGAGAUUUUGGAGAUAUACAAACCAGAAGGGUCGUCAUCCUGCAUUGCCAGCUAUUUUAUGUGCAAUGACUCAAUGCUGUGCGUGGCCCAGCAUCUAAAUUGCAAUGAGUAUGCCGAUUGCUACGACGGGUCUGACGAGUGGGAUUGCAUAGACCAAGCUGCUGAUAGUUUCUAUGACCACUUCUAUAGGAAAAACCUCAAAGCACUCACAGACGAUAUCCCUUGGGGGCAAUGUGAUUACAGUUUCCUCGAAUAUCCUGACCUAAACAGUACGUGCAAGUGUAAGAUGAAGGAGGUUCACUGUCAAUUCCAAGGACUUACUACCAUACCUCCAACACUACCCGUGCACGGAAUAAGCCUGUUGGAACUAACUGGAAAUCGUUUUCUCACACUCGAUGACAUUUUCCUCGAGAACUUACCGCCAUCGCAGAAAUUAGUUCUCAAGCAUUGCUCCAUUCAUGAAGUGAAAUCUCUUGCAUUCCGUCGAUUUAAGGAAGAUUUUGUGGAUGUACUAUAUUUGGAUCAGAAUCAAAUAGAAAUUCUUCCAAACUUUCUUUUUCCGGAAGGGACAAAGCUGACAGUCCUAAAUCUUGCCGGGAACCGUAUCUUUGAAAUUCAGAGCUUCGCAUUUGCAAAUUUGGAGCAUUUAAUUGAACUAGACCUUCGAGAUAAUCGUAUUGCGGUGCUAACAGAAGCAGUUUUGGCGCCGAUAAUAAAUUUGCAAUUCCUCUAUCUGAACGGAAAUCGCCUCACAGCUCUCACCAGUGGUAUGUUGCCUCUUCUCAAGAAUUUAAUAACACUCUCUUUGGCUGACAAUCAAAUUCGGCGCGUGUCGAAGAAUGCUCUCAAUCUUCCAUCAUUGGAACAUUUAUUCUUGUCUGGAAAUCAUCUACUUCAAAUCGAUAAUGAGACCUUCUACCUUCUUCCAAAUUUAACAGGAUUGAAUCUGAACAACAACCAAAUUGAGGGGUUUCAAUUGAAUGCUUUCAAUGGAAUUGAAAAUUUAACAUCGCUGCACUUAUCUGGGAAUCCCUUCAAGACAAUUGAUCAGAGGGUUCUUCAAAAUUUAACACAUUUGCAGCACAUCUACUUUACCUGGUUCCACUUGUGCCGUGCCGCAAUGUACGUGAGAGUGUGUGAACCCCGAGGGGAUGGUAUCUCCAGUGAUAAGCACUUGCUAGACAACCCCGUGCUUCGAGGCAGCGUGUGGGUGAUGGCAGCUGUGGGUGUUGUUGGGAAUCUUUUGGUACUUUUUGGGCCUCUUGCUCUCGGAACACGCGGCCUGGCAUGCCACAUCGAGCACACAAUCUACCUGCGACACUUGGCUGCAAGCGACUUACUAAUGGGCAUCUAUUUAACCAUAAUCGCCACAGCGGAUAUCGCGUUCCGCGGGGAGUACCUCAUUCACGAGGAGGACUGGAGGCACAGCAGCACAUGCUCCCUCUGUGGCUUCCUCAGUACACUCAGCUGCCAAUCUUCCACAUUGCUGCUAACACUUGUAACAUGGGAUCGACUCGUGUCCGUCACGAGACCCCUUCUCCCGCGACCACCAAGUCGAGCAAGAGCCAUCAUUCGCUUGGGACUUCUCUGGUUGACCGCAAUAACACUGGCGGCUGCUCCAUUGUCUCGUGUGAACUAUUUUGGAGAGAAUUUCUACGGCUCCAAUGGUGUUUGUCUGAGCCUCCACAUCCACAUACCUUACGAUAAGGGAUGGGAAUGGUCUGCCGCAAUUUUCAUCGUGGUCAACACGGUUUCUCUUGUUUUCAUUGGAACAUCGUAUGUUAAAAUGCUCCGUGCCAUCAGGAGUUCCGGUUCAGCCAUGAGGAGCUCCCUCAGUGGGCGCGAAAAUGUUGUUGCUCGUCGUUUUGCUAUUAUUGUGGCAACGGAUUGUGCUUGCUGGCUUCCAGUAAUCGUUGUUAAAAUCGCAGCGCUUGCAGGUGUGCAAAUAUCUCCAUCUCUGUACGCUUGGCUCGCCGUUUUGGUGCUUCCAGUUAAUUCAGCUCUCAACCCCGUGCUCUAUACUCUAACGACAGCAGCUUUCAAACAACAGCUCAACAAAUUCGUCUACUCGCUACCGUGUGGCACUGGUGUUGAUUCGCGUUCUCAGAAUGGCUUUGAGUCUGCACUGUCCAUAAGCCUAGGUCACAACUAUACGCAGCAGAGUAGCAAGAAACAUCUACUUCAGCGACGGGAAAGUGAUAUAAAGUUUAAAGAAACAAUUUCAAUAGCAAGAAUAAAUUAAUUAAUUCAGCCAAAUAAUUUGGUUGAAAAGACUCUCAAAGAAAAUUAGAAUAAAAAAACCUGUACUGUCUUAAGACACUAGUCAAUGCUGGAUGAUGUCGUUAAAAGUUGUAUUAAUGUGUUUUUGUUGAACUUCAAUGUGUAAUUUUUCUUUUUAAGUGUAAUUUUUGUAUUUUUUAGAAAUUAUUCUAUAUUUUUCAUAAAUAAAAAUUGGCAUUAAUAAUGAA